Messenger RNA from Eubalaena glacialis (North Atlantic right whale), 1368 nucleotides. Its product is annotated as optic atrophy 3 protein homolog. The transcript has 2 exons. Lineage: Eukaryota; Metazoa; Chordata; Mammalia; Artiodactyla; Balaenidae. Gene Ontology annotation, biological process: regulation of lipid metabolic process. The record is from RefSeq and is a predicted model, not a curated record. Bases 73 to 456 code for a protein of 127 amino acids. Gene Ontology annotation, cellular component: mitochondrion.
GACAGAGCGCAGCACCGUCGGCUCCACCUUCGCGGGGAGGGAAGGAGCCUGGCAGUGUACCACUGGGCCGAGAUGCGAGCCAAGAUGCGCCUCAUGGGCUUCAGUGCUGAAGCCGUCAAGCCGCUGAACGAGGAGGCGGCCGCCGAGCUGGGCGCCGAGCUGCUGGGCGAGGCCACCGUCUUCGUCGUGACCUGCAGCUGCCUGGUGCUGGAGUACUGGCGCCACCAGGCGUAUCAACGUCGCAAGGAGGGGGAGCAGCGCGCCGCCUGGGUCACGAUGCGGGACGAGGUGGACCGCCUGGCGCUGGCGCUGGAGGCCCUGCAGGCGCAGGUGCAGGCGGCGCCGCCGCGGCGCGCCCUGGAGGAGCUGCAGGCGCAGAUGCAAGAGGUGCGCGCCCAGCUCUGCGCCCCGGACCCGCCGCCCGCGCCCCAGGCAGAGCCCACGCCCGAGGAGUAGGAGGCCGCAGGGCCCUGGUCUCAGACGUGACUGAUGCCUGGGCUGCCAUGUCUGUCCCCACUGUCCCUUCCUGAACCGGCCCAGCUAAUACCACCAGGUCCCUUUAGGGGCAGAAGGGAUCCUGGACUGGGGCUGAUCCAACCAGGCUUCUGGUCACCUCCCUACUCACCUGCCCAGUGAGGGGUACCUUCCACUGGGACACCCCCAUCCACCGAUGGAACGUUCCAGCCCGACCCCCACCCCCACCGCAUCCACUGGUUUAGUACUUUGGAAUGGAAAAGCAGUGUCUUCCACUGGACCCCGCCCACCCACCAAUAGGAGGGCCAGCAGGGCACAUGGACCAUCUAAUUUUGUCACUCACACCUCCAACUUACCUGAGGAGUGGUCCUUUCCCUGGGACCCUCAUCCAUUACACCAGGACGCCUCUUCCCACUUCUUCACUGGUACCGACCAUUGUAGUGAAAAUAUAGAAACCUCUGAUGGACUUCCCCACCCCUUGACCUUCCAUCUACCUCACUCUUUCGGGGGGGCAGGGAGUAGGAUGGAUCUUGGUGUGCAUUAGCUCCAGUGUGUCACCCUGUGGCUCCUCUCGUCCACCACUGGUGCCUUGACUGGGGUCCUCCCCUCUUUCAAAGUGGAUCAUUCCAACAGAUCCUCCCUCCACCCUUUCCUCCAUCCAGAUCUCCUCUUCAGAGUAGUCAGGGAUUCCCCCUUCUUGCCUUUGAACUGGACACCCAGUGUCCACCCCAGUCCUUCACGCAAAGCCUUCCUCCAGUGGGACCACCUGCCCCCUCAGCCCUGAAGUUCACCACCUCCAACCAAAGGGAAUAAUUCCACCAGGUAGUGUUAAGUGUUACCUACCUCACCUACCCCCUGCCAACCCAUUGAACCAUUAAAGGGGAUGUGUUAUGA